GACUCUAACAACGCGGAGAAAUCGAGUGAGGGAAAUGUGCAAGCAGUUUAAAGUCGCCGAAGACGUAGCUUAUACAGUAAACAGAAGACAUUACUAUUUCUUCGAUUACAACGCUACUGUGUGCGCCGUGCCCAAAGCAGGUUCGUCGACAUGGAGGGUGCACGUGAGACGAAUCAACGGUGGUCCUCCAGCAAACGUUUCUGUCGAGGAUGACAAACGUCGACAAACGUUUCUUCAGUCUGGUCUCCGUCAGGUGGUGGCCAGCACGGUCUCUUCGUCCACGCUUAUUAUGUCUGUAAGGCACCCACUAACACGCCUCGUCUCUGCUUACCGGAAUAAAUACGAUGAUGGUAAGCCUAUGCGAGGUUAUAACAGAAAACGAAAACAUCUGCUAAUUCUUGCUCUCCCGUGCACCUUCCCGUAUGAAUACAUCGUCAAGACUGAAACGUUUACUGAAGACCUGGAUUACGUUUUUGGCGCGCUGAGGCUCCCAUCCAAACCCAGAGUCGUCCAAAAUCAGAUCAAAUCCGGCAGAAAUAAGGAUAAGAAAGACCUCAGAUACUACAAAGAGUACCCAGGAUAUCAGAAGGCAAAUCUACGACAUUUUCAAAAUAGACUUCGAGAUGUUUGGAUACGAGUUGCCGCCGAGUUUUCUCAAGGGACCCUGAGUGUAAAAUUAUUCAAAUUACGAACUUAA
This is a messenger RNA of Penaeus vannamei (Pacific white shrimp), 697 nucleotides long. The record is from RefSeq and is a predicted model, not a curated record. NCBI's taxonomy places the organism in Eukaryota, Metazoa, Arthropoda, Malacostraca, Decapoda, Penaeidae.